AUGCUCUCAAAAGCCGCACCCCGAACAAUACCCUCUUGCUGUAGAGCAGCAUCAACAUCGUCCAGAGCAAGCCGCAUAGCACAACGAGGCGUACGAUCAGAUGCUGCGGUAGCCUCAUACCAGAGUCGAUCACAGCGGAAACAACAGCACCUCUUCCGAUCAUUACUCGCAAUCGCCGCCGCUGGAGGCGUCGCAUCCCUAACACAGUUCUAUAUCAACGAUGGCCACUUCAUCCGACGAAGUCAAGCCGAAGCACCACCCCAGCAGGAGGAGAACCCAGUCGUAUUCGAGAAGUCGCGGAAGCAGGCAGGCGUGAGCAAAGAGGAGAACAGAGACCUCAUAUCAAGUCAACAUCAUCAAGUGAAGCGGUCAUGGGAGAACCCGGGUGUGUAUGCUUGGGGUAGCAACAGUGGGAGAGUAGUGGCGCCUGAUCUGCCGGCGGAGAGCGUGAUCAAGACGCCUAGAAGGAUAACGUGGUUUGAUGGAAAGCUGUUGCGGGAUGUGAAGCUGGAUCGGAACUUUGGUGCUGCGAUUGAUGAGAAGGGGGAUCUUCUGCAAUGGGGGAAUGCAUUCAAGCCGAAUCUCUCAGAGCCGGAGACGACGUUGAAGGGCAAGAAUUUGGUACGGCUGGCAAUAUCGAAGGACAGGAUAAUCGGCCUGGCGAAGAAUGGCAAGGUGUACAGCAUCGCAGCAUCGGCAGAAGAUCAGAAAGAGGGCACAAAACCAAGCGAGUCGUCUUGGAUACCAUUCUGGAGUUCGAGAAGUCCGAUCGCAUACCGGAGUCUGGCGCCCAAGAAUUUGGCGUCUUCGGAGAAGGUCACGACUGUAGAGGGAGGUCUCGAGCAUGCGGUUAUGCUGACUUCGAAUGGCCGGGUCUUCACUUGCGCAGCUGCGUCAGACUCGUUCCCGAACAGAGGUCAGCUCGGCAUCCCUGGGCUGACAUGGACCACCAGACCGGAAGGACCCUCUGACCAGCUGCAUGAGCUCACCACUCUCAGAGGCUUCAACGUCACCCAAGUCGCUUGCGGCGAUCACCACUCCCUGGUCCUCGACCGCGACGGCCGCGUCUUCGCCUGGGGCGACAAUGCCUCCGGCCAACUCGGCUUCGCCUUCAAUCCCGAAUCCACCACCGUCGACACGCCCUCCCUCCUGCCCCUCCAGAAACUCUACUCCGGCACCUCCCAAACCCCCGCUAUCACCUCCAUCUCCGCCGGCGGCAACAACACCUACAUGACCGUCGACGCCACCAAAGUCGCUCAACAACGCCCCGCCGAAGACGAUCCCCGCGCCAACCGCGGCCUCGGCACCGUCACCGCCGACACCUUCGCCUUCGGAUCAGGCAUCUACGGCCAACUCGCCAACUCCCGCUGGACGCACGUCCAAGCCACGCCCGCCAAAAUCCCCAACCUCAGCGGGCUCUUCGAGUACGACGAGCGCACGAACAAAACCGUGCCCAUCCGCCUCGCGCACCUCUCCGUCGGCGCGACCCACGCCGCCGCCGUGAUGAAGAACAUCACCUACCUCUCCGCCUCCAACAGCACCUCCUCCGACGACACGAACUGGGGCGCCGACAUCGUCUUCUGGGGCGGCAACGAGCAUUAUCAGUUAGGCACCGGGAAGCGGAAUAACCAGAGCACGCCGGUUUAUUUGCAGCCGUUGGAUGCGCAGGCGGAGCUGCAGAGGGCGAAGAAGAGUACGGGCGGGAGGGAGGAGCAUCGGUUCCAUAUUACGCCGCGCACGAUGGCGACGCUUGGGGAUGGGAGGAGAGUGAGUGUGGAGCAGAGGGUGGAGUGUGGGAGGGGAGUUACGGCUGUUUAUAGUGGGACGUAG
Molecule: messenger RNA, 1830 nt
Organism: Saxophila tyrrhenica
Lineage: Eukaryota; Fungi; Ascomycota; Dothideomycetes; Mycosphaerellales; Extremaceae
Exons: 1
Coding region: 1-1830 (609 amino acids)
Biological process (GO): mitochondrial respiratory chain complex III assembly
Cellular component (GO): mitochondrial inner membrane
Source: RefSeq, a predicted model, not a curated record